AUGGGGUCCGUGGCGGCGUUCCCCGACGAGGUGUGGGAGUAUGUGUUCUCUUUCGUCACCGACGACGUGGAUCGGAACUCAAUCUCGCUGGUCUGCCGGGCAUGGCACCGGCUGGAUCGGCUCUCCCGUGCUAGUAUCUUCGUGGGAAACUGUUAUGCCGUCGAUCCCCGCAGGGCCAUUGAACGGUUCCCGGGGCUGCGGUGGGUGUCGCUCAAGGGGAAGCCGCAUUUCGCGGAUUUCAAUCUGGUUCCUGAUGAUUGGGGGGGCGGGGCCUUCGGAUGGAUCUCGGCCCUAGCGGAGGGCUGCCCCUUGCUGGAGGGUCUCCGAAUGAAGCGGAUGGUUGUCACGGAUGAAUGCUUGGAGCUGAUUGCUCGCUCGUUCCGCAACUUCAGAGCCCUAGACCUCAAUACCUGCGAGGGUUUCUCCACUGCCGGCCUUGCUGCCAUCGCUGCCAACUGCAGGUGUCUUUGUUUCCCUCCUUAGGACUUUUAUCUCUCCUUUUCACCAGAAUUUCGCUAUUUUUCUCCUGCACAUUCCGAUCGGAAAGCGGGAGGGUUGCAGUCGAUUUCUCUGUGUUGGCAUUCAUUACACAUUGGACGACAUUCAGGAUCAAUCGCUGUUCCUCUUUCUUUUUCCUGGAUGGGGGCUGUUGAUUUACCUGUGUUUCUAUUCGUUCUACUUUCGACAACUUACUAAUUUCACUGAAAGCCAUCUUGUCCUUGGCUCAUUGUUCCAUAGAAGCCAAUGAUUAUUGUGCAACAGAUGUACUAUUCUCGAACACUAGUGAGAUUGGUGACGAGUCUCUCCUGUUGUACGAGGAAUCUGGAAGCAGUAUCUCUACUGUCCGAGUGAGGACUUCAAUGAUAAGAUGCUCUUUGGAUGGUAGACAACCAAAUGUAUCUUCCGAUAUUUUCUUUUUGUUGGUCAUCAGACUGUGAUUCUAUCCUUCGCUGAACCUUGGAUCUACCAUAACCUCAUUUUGUGGCUGUGGGGGGGUAUUAGGCUCUAGGUUUGGAUGCUAACUCCUGUAACAUGAAAGUUUUUUUAUCUCACUUUCUGUGAAACUUGGUUUGAAAAAGAUGGAAAAUAGAGCUGUUCAGAAAGACGCAUUUGGAAGUUUCAAAAACCUUUUUGUUUAUAAAGUUUUUUUUUACACGGUUAGAAGCUCACUUUCUGUGAAACUUGGUUUGAAAGAAAUGGAAAAUAGAGCUGUUCAGAUAAACGCAUUUGGAAGUUUCAAAAAUCUUUUUGUUUAUAUGUGUGGAAUCUGUGGGUCAUCCUGGUGGUAGAUUAUUAUUUUUGCUUUAUAAAGCGAGUAAAUUAUUUGUGGAGCUGAUCUUCACACCCAGAUGCAAUUUUGCGUCUACUUCGGUACCUAUUUCAAGUUCUUGUGCCAUGGCAGUUUUGUUUUCAGCUUUAGGAGCAUUGAUUGCCCUACAUUAGCAGAUCCACCCUAUCUGGGAGAAUUGGAUAUAAAGUAAAAACAUAUGCUGCACAUUAGCCCUAAGCAACUUGGUUACUGUUUUAGAUCUCCAAAUGCUCCAGUUGACAGAGAAAUGAAGAUUUGCUGAUCUUCUGAUAAAAAAAGAAAAAAGAAAAGAAGAGGCAAGUUCGAACUUCAGGUCAAUCUUUUAGGAGCCAAAGGCUCUGUUCUUUGACAAAUAGACCAGAUACGAACUGAGAAGAAGAGAAAGUCAAUAAAGGCCCAAAGAACAAGAUAAGGGCAGUCACUAGUCUCAGAAAUGACUUAGCUUUUCAUUCAUCUGGCCAAACUCCUCUGUAGUUCGGUUUCCACUAUUAGAUCAUUAUUCUUCUCCUUUUCUCUUUCUGAUCAUCAUGUGUGAGAUGCUGCUAUCAGCCCCCAGAACUUCGUUCUAAGACUGUCUGAACCAUCUUGAAAACAGAUAUAUUGUGGGUGGGUUGAAAAGGGUUCUCAAAAUAGUUGAUAUCUAUUCGUUUCAUAUAUAUAUAUAUUUUUAAAACCCUUACAGAUUUAUUUAUUUUUACUUACUUGUGAUCAUUCUGCAUCCUCUGCUAACAUUACUGCUCCCCCUGGUUCCCAAUUCAGGCACCUGCGGGAGCUCAACCUACAGGAGAAUAACGUGGAGGACUGGAGCGGGCACUGGCUCAGCCACUUUCCGGAGUCCUCCACCUCUCUGGUCUCGCUCAGCAUCGCCUGCCUGGAGGGUCCAGUUAACCUGUCCGUGCUGGAGCGCCUCUUGAGCCGGAACCCUAAUCUUCAGACUCUGAGGCUCAACCAGGCAGUGCCCCUCGAGAGGCUCGCCAGCAUCCUCCACCUGGCCCCCCGACUCACUGACCUCGGUACAGGCAGGUUCCUGGUGGACCCCCAUGCCGAUGCCUCCUUCAAGCUCGAGUCGGCCUUCGCCAGCUGCAGAGGCCUGAAGAUCCUCUCGGGGAAUUGGGACCGGGUCCCCCCCUACCUCACCGCCAUACACUCCAUCUGCGACCGCCUCACGAGCCUCAAUCUGAGCUACGCUACUCUGCAGAGCGCAGAUCUCAUCAAGCUCGUCAGCCACUCAACGCAUCUCCAACAACUAUGGGUAUGGCUCUCUCUGCUUCAGGUAGAUGAAUAUCCGAUUUGAAAUGGCGCUGAUCUGAUGGGGAAGGUGGCCUCGGCAGGUGAUGGAUCUCAUUGAAGAUGACGGGCUGGAGGCAGUCGCCUCGUCCUGCAAGCAGCUGGAGGACCUGCGCGUCUUCCCUUCCGACCCGUAUGGCCAGGCGCCGCCGGUCGCCCUCACGGAGAGGGGGCUCGUGGCGGUCUCUGCGGGCUGCCCGCGGCUGCAGUCGGUGCUCUACUUCUGCCGGCAGAUGACCAACGCAGCGCUGGCGGCCAUCGCAUGCAACCGGCCAAACCUGGUGCGCUUCAGGCUGUGCAUCAUGGAGCCGAGGGUGCCCGAUUACGUCACCCUGCAGCCGCUGGACGCCGGAUUCGGCGCCGUCGUGGCAGCCUGCCAUGGCCUGCGGCGGCUCUCGGUGUCGGGCCUGCUUACUGACAAGUUCUUCGAGGCAAUUGAUGGCGCCGCCCAACAGCUGGAGAUGCUCUCAGUGGCAUUUGCCGGUGAGAGCGAUGCAGGGCUGCACCAUGUGCUCUCCGGCUGCCCACGGCUGAGGAAGCUGGAGAUCAGGGACUGCCCAUUUGGAGACAAGGCACUGCUGGACAAUGCUGCCAAGCUGGAGACAAUGCGAUCCCUUUGGAUGUCCUCGUGCUCGGUGACCCUUGGCGCCUGCAGGGCCCUGGCGCGCAAGAUGCCGCAGCUCAGUGUGGAGGUCAUUGAGGAGACGCGGCCCGGAUCGCCGGACUCCUGGCCUGACGACACCAUCGUCGAGAAGCUCUACAUUUACAGGACCCUCGCUGGCCCCCGGCGUGAUGCCCCUGACUUUGUCUGGAUUCUCUAA
Spirodela intermedia is the source of this 3417-nucleotide messenger RNA. NCBI's taxonomy places the organism in Eukaryota, Viridiplantae, Streptophyta, Magnoliopsida, Alismatales, Araceae. The record is from the annotation of a GenBank genome assembly.